GCUCUAGGGCUCAGGGCUUCCCAUUAACCGCCUGCCGUGUUUUGGCGGCGCUCACGUUGGUCUCCGUCCCACUUCGCGUUCGUUCACCUGUGCCCCUGACACCUGUACCUAGCUUGGUCGGAACACAAGCAGAGGAAAGAUUAGAGAAUGGGCACUGUCCAACUCAAGGAGGCGGCGCAGCCUGUCAGGAAGGACAUUGUUUUCUCCAGAAACGCGCCAUGAGAGGAACUUGAGGGCCCUUCACAGCGUCCUCAACAGGCCUUACAGGAAGGCCAGAAGAAGAAAGCCUUUUCUCAUGCAGACCAGUGAUAGCGGUUCAACAAAGCAAGUAUAUAAUAUCCAUGUGGAAUUAAGCUGGUCCAGAGUAAUGAUGUGGGUGUGCUGGUUGGUGAGACAGGACAAUCGGCACCAGCGAAUCAAACUUCCACAUUUGGAAGCAGUCAUGGUUGGGCGCGGCCCCGAGACCAAGAUCACUGACAAGAAAUGUUCUCGGCAGCAAGUACAGUUGAAAGCAGAGUGUAACAAAGGAUAUGUCAAGGUAAAGCAGGUAGGGGUCAAUCCCACCAGCGUUGACUCACUCAUAAUUGGGAAAGACAAAGAGGUGAAGCUGCAGCCUGGCCAGGUCCUCCACCUGGUGAAUGAACUUUAUCCAUAUAUCAUAGAGUUUGAGGAAGAGACAAAGAACCCUGGCCUGGAAACACACAGGAAGAGAAAGAGGUCAGGCAACAGUGAUUCUGUAGAAAGGGAUGCUGCCCCGGAAGCUGAGCCCAGUACAAGACUAGAACCUGGGAACAACCCUAGCCAGUGCUCUGUGCCCCCAAAGAAGGAGAAAGAUGCAUCCACCAAAAAGGAAUCAGUGGGCCACUGGAGUCAAGGCUUGAAGAUUUCAAUGGAGGACCCCAAAAUGCAGGUUUACAAAGAUGAGCAGGUGGUGGUGAUUAAGGAUAAAUACCCCAAGGCUCGUCACCACUGGCUGGUCUUACCAUGGGCCUCCAUUUCCAGUCUGAAGGCUGUGACCGGAGAACACCUUGAGCUCCUCAGACACAUGCACACUGUGGGGGAAAAAGUGAUUGCAGACUUUGCUGGGUCUAGUAAACUCCGCUUCCGAUUGGGCUACCAUGCCAUUCCCAGCAUGAGCCAUGUACACCUUCAUGUGAUCAGCCAGGAUUUUGAUUCUCCUUGCCUUAAAAACAAAAAACACUGGAAUUCUUUCAAUACGGAAUACUUCCUUGAAUCACAAGCUGUGAUUGAGAUGGUACAAGAGGCUGGCAGAGUGACUGUCCAAGAUGGGAUGUGUGAGCUCUUGAAGCUGCCCCUCUGUUGUCAUGAGUGCCAGCAGCUGCUGCCUUCCAUUCCUCAGCUGAAAGCGCAUCUCAGGAAGCACUGGCCAAAGUGAUUCUGUGGAGCCUGAACUUCUGCAGCAGUCCUCGAUAGAUGGAAAGACAUCCUGCAAGGCCAAAUUCCAAGCCUUUAACAGGUUCAGUUGGGCCUGAGAAUGACACAGAUGAAGGUAAUUCAUGUUCUGGAUGAUUUCCCUAUCACUAGAUUUAGAAGACUAGAUUUUCUCUGUUUGCCUACAACCUCAUUCUCUGUUUCUUUCACAGAGAUAUCAACUACAUUUUGUUCAAAAUUGUUGUACACAGCAACUUCCUAUUUGUAUUUACAAAUGUCUUUUAGCAGCCAUUGAAGUCCCAUGAUUUCCCUUGUGUUACGUUGAUGUGGCAUGUUAUAUUAGGUUUCCAAAUAUUGAACCAUCCUUGAGUUCUGGGGAUGAACCCUCUUGGUUCCUGAGGGCUACUUUUUCAGUGUUGACUUGGACUCCAGGAAACAUUUUUGAUGGGGUGGGAAUGGGAGAUAACGUGUUUAUAGGUUAGUUCAUGUGUGAGUGCUUUGUGGCCUGGAAGCCAGACUUCAGACAAAGAUCAGGAGAAGUGGAGGAGCAAAUAGGACCUAAAAAUGAGGAGGAGAAUGGUCAGGACUUUGGCUUCAGAUAUCCUUUGUGGUAGAGAAUUCAAGUAAUGAAAGAAGUGGAGAGGCAACAAAAAGAAGUCAGAGGAGCUAAACCAAACUACAUAGUGAAAAGGGAGGACGAGAAAGAAGAUACAGGAGGUGAACAUU
Molecule: messenger RNA, 2118 nt
Organism: Kogia breviceps (pygmy sperm whale)
Lineage: Eukaryota; Metazoa; Chordata; Mammalia; Artiodactyla; Physeteridae
Source: RefSeq, a predicted model, not a curated record